This is a messenger RNA of Ogataea angusta, 1545 nucleotides long. RefSeq lists its product as uncharacterized. The record is from RefSeq and is a predicted model, not a curated record. Lineage: Eukaryota; Fungi; Ascomycota; Pichiomycetes; Pichiales; Pichiaceae. The transcript has a single exon. The coding region runs from base 1 to 1545 and encodes 514 amino acids.
AUGACUGUUGUACUGGAUACGCAGCUCAACCUCAAGAAAUACAAGCCCAUAAAGGUACCCGCGGAAUCAAAUGGGUUUACAUCACAUAACAGUCUUCUCAGCUCUACUCUGACAAACGAUUCCAAUAAAUAUGAGGGACUGGUAGAGGAAACUCAGGAGCUUCUGGAUGCUCGGAAGUCGCUUGUUCACGAUCUCAAGCUGAGUAGAGAUCAGGUCCAUGAUCUAAAGGUUUCUGUUGAACCUCGCUCCAAAUUUGAGCCAACUAUCCACGAGGAUAAAUCGUUUCAGAUCUGCAGGAAACGAGCAGAGAAAGUGAAAACUAUCAUCCAAAGCUACUACGACUUCAUCGACCUAUAUCAAAACACAGUGCAUUACGAUGACAAUGAUCACCAAAGUCCGCUAUACGAAGGGGUUGAGGGAGUGUUCAACCCUUUGCAAAUUAUACGAAAUCGACGUAUCAGAAAGAAAUACAACGAAAAGCUUACUACCUUUCCUCUAGGAGAUUACAAACCACCCUCAAGAGUGUUUAGUAAGUACAACAGACAGCACCUCAUCUGGCAGGUGAACCUGAACGAAUACUAUAACGACAUCACUUGGAGAGAGAAACACUGGCACGAGUUGAAGAAGCCAAACGGAGAGCUUUGGUUUCCCAAGCUAGACAGCGCGAAGCAGACCCCACAGAAAAACAGACGUUUGAAAAGCCUUCAUGAGCAACUGUUUGUUGGCUUCGAUGGCGAAUUCCACAAGGACGACGACGACAGUUCUGGUGAUGAUCGACGGCUCAGCUCGCUUGCCCGUGUGAACGGAAGCUCUGCGUCCCUUGCUCGAUUAGAACACUAUCGAUUAAACAGUUUAAAACGUACCCCCGGUCAUACCAGGUCCUUGAAGAGUGACGAGGAUUUUGAUACCCCCUCUUCGCGCAAUUCAAGUAUAGAUAGGCUGAGUUUUCUUUCUCAAGGUGGAAAAUCGAGUGAAUCUUUGUCCCCAGCGCAUCAGAUAGAUAGCGAAGAAACAGGAAACUGCGAUGAUCUUACGGAUCAAAAAAAGAUGGUUAAAGGCCUUCAAAGCAAGCUUGCUCUUGCAGAGUCGAGGAUUCGCAUUGCAGACUAUCAUCGCGAGGACAUAAUUGCCUCCAAAGGCAAUGAAAUCAAAAAGCAACUCGAGUUAUUCGAAUCUACUCAAACGCAAACUAGUCAGAUAUCACAAUCGCUGCAAACGACCAUUAACAAGGUUGAUGCUAUCUUGGACAGAUUCAAUCAGUUCAACAACGCCAAAUCUUACAAAAUUGAAGAAUUACUGGGUUACUGUGACAGAACGAACGGUGAAAUUAAUACAUCUAUCACUUUGAGGAUAAGAAAUAUCCAGGAGAAGAAAGAUCAGCUCUCAAACACCAACGAUGAAUGGCUGUUCCAGCUUGUGUACUCAUUUCUGGAGAACUUGAUUGUUUUAGCACUCUGGAUUGUCUGGAUUAUCGUCGAGUUUUGGAGACUCAUAAAGCGCAUCGUCUCAAUUUUGAUGAAACUUUUAAAAUUCAUAUUUCUAUAG